Penicillium nucicola is the source of this 435-nucleotide messenger RNA. RefSeq lists its product as uncharacterized. The transcript is spliced from 2 exons. Bases 1 to 435 code for a protein of 144 amino acids. NCBI's taxonomy places the organism in Eukaryota, Fungi, Ascomycota, Eurotiomycetes, Eurotiales, Aspergillaceae. The record is from RefSeq and is a predicted model, not a curated record.
AUGGGCUGGAUCUCAAUUCCAGCGGCUGUUGUGUCGUUCAUUUGGAGCGUUACCAUUCAAUUACUGUCCUAUUUGCUGUCACCCCUUGUCUUCCUCCUAUCGCCGGUGAUCUACCUCGGACGGCUUGCUCUAUACAUAACUCUGCUCCCUUUGCGUAUCUUGAUCAAAUUAGAGGCAUUCAUCUACUUCCUGACAGGGGCCGUUCUUAUCGGGGCAACUAUAGGCAUGUUCCUGUAUUUUACCGGAACUGGUCUGUCGCAUGCUCUGCAGAUUGAGGGCUUGGAUGAGCCGCGCCGACGCCCCGUGAAACGCGAGGCUAUAGAUGCCGCACCGCAAGGCUCACCCUUCGACUAUCUGGAUGUGAAGAUAGAAGAUUACAGACACCCACCCUCAACGAUAUUGGAGGAGGAAGAAACCAGUUAUGAUUCUGAAUGA